AACAGACCACUUUGCCUAUUUGCCACAUUUACCCUUGUAAGAAAGCUAAACUGACCAAUUUUUUUCUUGUUUCGCCGAUCGCGUCCUCUCUCUCUCUCUCUCUCUGUUCUCCGAGUCCUAGCCGGAAUUGACGACCCUAAACCCUCGCACUCAGAUUAAAGACUCAGAGGGAGUCCAAAAUUCCCGAUCCCUAAACGAUGUUGUUUGGCUAGAAAGCAAAGGAAAGAGAAGAAGAAAAUGAGGUCAUCUUCUGAUGGAAUUAACGUCGCCGCCAGCGCUCAGAAACUUGAUGUCGAUAAUCGGAUUUCUCUCCGGUACUACUACCGAAUCGCUGAUAAUAUUCUCAAACAGGCUGACAUCUUUCGAAGAGAGAGGAAUAUCAUAGACCUAUAUGUUAUGCUUCUACGAUUUUCAAGUUUGGUCUCUGAGACCAUACCAAACCAUCGAGAUUACAAAGCCUCUCUUCAAAGCCAAAAAGCUUAUUUGAAAAAGAGAUUCUUGAGUGCAUUGGCUGAGCUGGAGAAGCUGAAGCCUGCAGUGCAACUGAAGAUCACUGAACUGAACAGAAAAGACACAUAUCAAGUAAAUGGGCGGGGCCAGUUACAUCAAAAUAAUUCGUUGGACUGGUCUCCAGUUAAAAAACAGACCUCAACUAAUUAUGACUUAAUAAAGGCAGCAGGACCAGCUACACAUCAAUUAUUGUAUCAAGGUUCAAGGGCUCAACAAUAUUCAUAUGCCAGGCCGGUGGAACAGCGAUUCAGCAAAAUGUCUUUAGGUUUUCCACGUCCGAAGGAGGAAACUCUCUCUAGACAUUCUAUAUUGGGUCCUAAUUGGCUUUCUGGGCAUUGGCAUCCCCCUAUAAGUGAUAAAGGGGUCCGAUAUCCAAGCACUGUAGACCUGACUCCAGUUGAAAUUCCAAGCCUGCAGGAAACCAUAGAUGAUGGACUUUCAGUUAAAACAGAUAGUGGAAAUUCCAAAGAUGAAACAUCAAGUGUGGAGUUGAUUCUUGCCCAGGCUGAUAAUACUCUGAUGCAUCAUGUUGCGGAACCUGGUUCACUGAUUUCCUUUGAACCAACAGAAUCCCCUGCUCAGCCAGAUAUUAUCAGACAGCCUUCUCCUCCGCCUGUACUUGCUGAAGUACAAGAUUUGGUUCCUGCAGUGUCACAGCAUAACUGUUCAAAUGUACUUGCAGAAUUACAAGAUUUGAUACCUGCAGUGUCAUCUCAAGUUAAUGAGGUAGAACAUGGAAUGGGGACUUCCCCACAAGAUAAUUUGGUCGGUGCUGAAUCUCCACUGCAAUUGCACAUUUCAACCACAAUGAUGGAGACCUUUAUGAAGCUUGCUAAGUCAAACACAGAUAGAAACUUAGAAACAUGUGGUGUCCUUGCAGGUUCACUUAAAAACAGAAAGUUUUAUAUUACGGCCCUCAUCAUUCCUAAGCAGGAAUCGACAUCAGAUUCUUGUCAGGCAACAAAUGAGGAGGAAAUAUUUGAAGUGCAGGACAAGCAAUCUCUCUUCCCACUUGGGUGGAUUCAUACACAUCCUUCUCAGUCUUGUUUCAUGUCAUCAAUUGAUGUUCACACACAUUACUCAUAUCAGAUUAUGUUGCCUGAAUCUGUUGCAAUCGUCAUGGCACCUAGAGAUGGUUCAAGAAAGCAUGGCAUUUUCCGGUUGACAACCCCCGGUGGGAUGUCUGUCAUUAGACAAUGUCAGCAGCGUGGCUUUCAUCCACACGAUCCACCUCCUGAUGGUGGGCCCAUAUACAAGACUUGCACAGAUGUUUAUAUGAAUCCCAAACUAAAAUUUGAGGUCAUUGAUCUUCGGUGACCACGAUCACAACAUUCAGAUGGGUAACAUUUAUUAUGCAAUUGUUCAUAUACUGCAUAUACAAUGAUAUCAACUUCUUCAUUAGUAAGCCUUUUGAAUGCAAGAAUAUUGGUGUCUAUAUAUUGAUGUUUGUGUAAAAUAUAGGUGAAUCAUGCCAGCUAACAAUACAACCGAGUAUAUGUAAAUGCCCUGAUUGAUUGGCCAACACUGGAAUUGCAUUGACCUGCUUCCAUUUGGAAUGAACCGGAAAAUCUGUGGUUCGACAUA
Molecule: messenger RNA, 2094 nt
Organism: Juglans microcarpa x Juglans regia
Lineage: Eukaryota; Viridiplantae; Streptophyta; Magnoliopsida; Fagales; Juglandaceae
Product: AMSH-like ubiquitin thioesterase 1
Exons: 14
Coding region: 238-1827 (529 amino acids)
Biological process (GO): protein K63-linked deubiquitination; protein K48-linked deubiquitination
Cellular component (GO): membrane; endosome
Molecular function (GO): metal-dependent deubiquitinase activity; protein binding; K63-linked deubiquitinase activity
Source: RefSeq, a predicted model, not a curated record